Messenger RNA from Drosophila elegans, 2159 nucleotides. RefSeq names its product muscle M-line assembly protein unc-89. NCBI's taxonomy places the organism in Eukaryota, Metazoa, Arthropoda, Insecta, Diptera, Drosophilidae. The coding region runs from base 53 to 1957 and encodes 634 amino acids. The transcript is spliced from 3 exons. The record is from RefSeq and is a predicted model, not a curated record.
GCGUGCCUAUUGGUAGGAAUUAUAUAGGAUGCGCAAUUAAUUAAGUUCAAACAUGUUCAAGAAAAUCUCCAACCAUGGAAAAAUAAUCGAUCGCAGGUGCCACUGCAAAGGACAUCUUGGAAAUGAUCUGCAGUUGAUGAGCACGGACUCCGUGACGAAUUACGGAAUAAUGACCACGCGCAAGUGCACGGGCGAACUAAAUCCACAAACUGUGAAGAUAAAAACUUUAAUUAAUCGUGGAACUUUGGUGCUGCACAAAUGUCACUGCAACUCGCAACUGCUGCAGAUCAUCGAUUUAAUAAACUACGGAAUCGUGGUUAACUGUGUGAGCCACUGCAAGUUGGUUAAGGAAGAAGCCCCCAAACCCAAUGGAGCCCCCGAAAAUACGGUUAAAAUCGGUCCUUUGGAAGUAAUUUUGACUUGUAAGCCAAAAGUCAUGGAGGUGCCCCCCAUUAAACAACUAAAUACUCCAAACAGUAUUAAACUUAAUACCCCAAGAGAACUUACACAACCCAAGGAAAAAAAGUUUGGAGCGAUAAACACUAUAAUAAAAAAACCAGUGGAAUCGUCUCUUGCAAUGGGUGUUUCGCUAAAUCAGCUGGAUUUAAAUAAACCAAAACAACUGGUAUAUCGUGCAGUGGAAACCUUGAAACUACCGGCAAAUAAACCACAACAGAACAAUUUAUUGACACCAAUCAAUCCACGAAAACGAUCAAUUCAAACCCUACAGGCUGUAACCACAGAGCGCCCGGAAAAAUCGGUCAGCCAAGAUUUAAAGUCCUCAAACAAACCGUAUAAAAAACCAAUGGAAACCACGGUUAGUCCGCCUAAAAAGCUUCUUAAAACUCGUUCCCCACAGGACCCACAUCCACUUCAAACUCCAAACAGUCAAAUUUAUGCGCCUGUAGCACUUACAAAUAUGGAAACAAAUAUAUUCACAUCAAACAAUAUAAUUAAAAGCGGAGUGGCAUCGACCUCAAAACUGGGUGUUUCGCUAAAUCAGCAGAAUGACCCAAAAACGCCAUUAAAACUACCGGAUGGUAAACCAAAAACGAAAGAUCCGCUACAACGUCCAAUGGAAAAUCCUCAAAAUCAAAAAAUUGUAACCACAAAGCGUCCGGGAAAAUCUGUCAGCCAAGAUUUAAAUUCCUCAAACAAUUUAUUAAAGCGCCCGAUGCAAACCGCCGGUAAUCCGACUAAAAAGUUUUGUUCAACUCGUUCCCCACAGGUUCCACAUCCACUUCAAACUCCAAAUAGUCUGGCUAAUGCGCCAAGAGAAAUCACAAAAACCCCCAAAAAAAAUGUAAUCACUCCAAACGCUAUUAUAAAAAGUGAAGUAGAAUCAUCGAAAAGACUGGGUGAUUCGCCAAAUCAGAAGGUUUUAAUCACUAAGAAAACCAUACAGAUUGAUUUUGUUUCAGAAAACAAAUCAAUAAAACGUGUAAUGGAGUUCACUGCAAUCCUGAAAAAUCCACAAAACCAACUAGUUGCAUCCAAAGAGCACCAAGAAAAGUCAGUCAGCAAAGACUUAAUUUCCUCAAACAAUCAGUUGAAGCGCGCAAUGGAAAUAGCGGUUAAUUUGCCAAAAAAUCAUCGUUCGACUGGAUCUCAACAGGAUUUACGACCAUCUACUGUGGGGGACAAUCCAGUCCAGAAUCCAGGUCCACUUCAAAUGUGCAGUCUUUGCGCGAAGGGAUUGCAGGAACAUUUCAAAAAUUUCCGAUUCGCAGGCAGAAUUCGGUGCACUUUCUGCUUAAACGCUAAACCAAACAAAACUGAACUCAAGAAGCACAUGGACACCUGCCAGCAGGAGGAAAAGCCCUACAAGUGUACGGCAUGUCCAUUUAAAUCCAACAAAAAAUCGAGUCUUAUUGGUCACCAAGGAACUUGCUUUCACCGAAGAGCCACCAAAGAUUAUCUAAAUCAAUGCUUGGCAGGAAAUCAUUGCAGUAACUAAAAAGACUUUGGUCUUCUGAACCAUCGAUUUGGUUUCAUUCGAACUUUAAACGCUUAUAUAAAGAUUAAGCGUAAAUAAGUUCAUAAUUUACUUUACUUUGAUAAUUUUAUCUAUAAAAUUGUCCCAAAUAAUUUUCCUCAUGAUAAGAUUUUUGGUAUUUCCCUUACCUGUCAUAACCAAGAAGAUCAAAUUUGAAAAAAUA